GGUGACGUCGGCACAUUGCUGAUUUGUUUCUGCUGACCAGAAGCACAUGACCACAUGAUCAGGCGUGUUUACACCUGCACAUACAGCACACAACACUCGCUGUCAAACUUUGAGAAAAAGGAACCACGGUUGAAGUAUUCUGUUAUUUGUUCAGCGGUAAACGUGGUUUAAUAGUCAUUGAGCCCAGGAAACCAGCCCUCUGUCCACCAUGGGCGAGACAGAUGUGGAACAGGUGACCUUGGCUCUGCUCGAUGCAGCUAAUGAUAAAGACUCUGACGUCCAGGCUCAGGUGAGGAAGUCAAUACUGACUCUGGGAAACGAGCAGCCUGACAGAGUGCUUGCUAUGUGUCAGGACUAUCUGCUAAAACACCCCAAGUUGGUCGUGAGUCAUAGAGUUGUGAUUCUUCAAACCAUUGAACUGAUAGUUAGCAGCAAGAUAGAUGCAAUCACCUACCCAAGGAUCAAGAGCAUCAUCUCCUUGGCCUCAGAUGAGAUGACACGAUCUAAGGAAGUUGUCCCUGACUGGCAGCAAGCAGCCAGUAACAUUCUGGUAGCAGUGGGCAACAAACACAUCAAUGACAUAAUGGAGGAGAUACUCAGCAAGUUUCAACCUGGAGUCUUGCCUCACUUUUUUGUGGUUCAGACAUUAGCCAACCUCUCUGAUUCCAAUGUUUAUGGCAUGGUGCCUUUCCUAAAUGCAAUCCUUGGUACCAUGUUGCCUAUGCUAAGCCUUAUCAAACAAGACAACAUGAAGUGGGUCUUCUCAUCAGCUUUGUGCCAUUUCAGUGACAGUAUUUUGGAGUACCUUGCCAAUCUGGACAAAGCUCCAGAUCCCACUGUUAGACAAGACACAUUCUCAAGUGAAAUAUGUGCUGCUUUUGACAUCCUCUUUAAUAAUUGGUUACAAAGCAGAGAAUCGAAGUUGAGGCUAACAGUUGCUGAGGCAGUGGGCUCAAUGUGUCAUCUGAUGGCCAGCGACAAACUGGAAGAGCAGAUUCCCAAGCUCAUUCCUGCCAUUCUUGCAUUGUAUAAGAAAAACAAUGAACACUACAUCAUUAGCAAGAGUCUUUGCCGUGUUCUUGAUGCUUCUGUUAACAUGGGAAGCAGGGUGUUGGAGACCCAGCUGGACAGCCUGAUCUUUGCACUGCACCAACAGGUGUCUUCCUCUGUUGAUUACAGUAACCCUCCCACAGUCAAGAACCACAAUGAGGUUCUUCGUUGCUUCAGUCUUUUGGCAAACGCCUUCCCAGACCGACUGGUCAUGUUUGUUCUUCAGAAGCUAGAGAACAGCAAUGAGCGGAGUAGGUUUGGCUCUCUGGCUGUCCUGCGUCACCUCAUCAACUCCAGCACUUCCAUGAUGGAGACUAAGAAGCUUCUGAUUCUAGCCAGCAUUAGGCAACCAAUGGCUGACCACAGUAACAAGGUUAAGAAGCGUGUUGUCCAGGUAAUCAGUGCCAUGGCCCAUCACGGUUACCUCGAGUUGGAUGGAGGAGAGUUAUUAGUGCGAUUUAUAGUUCAACACUGUGCAUUACCAGACACAUAUCAGCGUGGACAGAAACCUGCAGACCCAGAAGAGGUAACAAAUGAGGCACUGAGGACGAUGUGUGAUAAUACCCUUCAUCUUCUGACGACAACUGUUGCACGUCUGGCUGAUGUGCUUUGGCCAAAGUUGCUCUACUACCUGACACCUCCACAGUACAGCAAUGCAACCACUCCACUGUGUAAGAGUCUGAUUGUACUGGGCCAGAAAAAGAAAGAGAACAAGGAACCAACUUUCAUUAUAGACUUUUCUCAGGAAGUCAAUCUUCCAUCGCCUCAAACACUGAUGAUCAAACUUCUUGUCAAUGCAGCAUUUCCAUUUAAUACCAGAGGUCAUGGAGCUCCGUCACUCUCGCUCCUACAAAUUCUCUCGAUCAACAUUCACCGCAACACAGAGGCUGUCUGGGACAAGGAGAUCCCUCAUCUACUGACUGUACUUGAAGAGUCAACCGCAGAGAGCCUCGAUAAGAAAAGUUGGGAUGAAAAUCUGCUAAAGCUCCUGUCCAAAACUUUGGUGGCUGUUGAUGAUGACACCUGGGUGUGCCAGUUUGCGGCAGAAGCAACAAGUUAUUUGUCCACGUAUAACAAUGCAUUGGAGGAAAAGAGUUUCCUGUAUCAGUGCAUUGGUGUGACCCUCCAGCAGUCUUUCAACAAGAACUUUGUUAAAAAACAGUUGCAGGAAAUCCUCCUCACAGCAAGACACAAUGAUGAUGUUGAAAGAAAGGGUGUGGCUCUCGGCAUUGGAUUGUGUGCCAACAGCCAUCUAGAAGGAACUCUAGCCAAACUGGAUGAGUUUGGAAAGUCAGAUGCGUUCAAGAAAUCUCCAAGCAUCUUCAACCUGCUCAAAGAUCGUAAUGACGUUGAGCUGGAGAAGGUGAAGAGCACAUUAAUCUUGUGUUAUGGUCAAGUGGCUGUGAACGCUCCUCCAGAAAAGAUCCUGAAUCGCAUUGAUCAAGAUAUUCUUCGCAGCAUCAGUAAACAUUUCAACACUAAGGUUCUGGGCAUUAAAGUAGAGACAAAGGAUUUGACAAUGAAACUGAGUUUGAUCCAGAGUGUUGGCCUUGUUGCCAAAGCUAUCAGUGAAUGUGUGAAGAAACAAGGCUACGUCUUCUCCCGCAAACAAGAGCUUAUUGCCGUUAUGCAGGAUUUUAUAAAGGCAGAGCCGUCUGAUGCACUUCGGACCCCUGUGCGCCACCUUGUCAUGAGCACUUGUGCCAACCUAAUGCCUCUUGACCCACCACUGAGUGAGAAUGAAAGUUUUGACUUGCUGAAGGUCUGUGUGAAUAGUGUGUUCUCUCUGCCACCUGAGACACACACUCCGGAGAAAACGACGAAAGAUGAUGAAGUAUUAGACCCUAAACAAAGAAAGGCCUUGUACAAAGACACAAUAUCUUCACUGCACGAGUUACUGAGUAGUGUGCUCGCCAAUGAUCCUACGCCUGAUAGUUUACAGAGUGUAUUCAAGCACGUUGAAUGCUGGUUGACCUCGACACAAGACCAUGAAAGAAAGCGAGCUAUCUCAGCCACUGCUCACAUGCUGACUCACUAUCUGGAAAACAUGACAGUAAAGAACGUGGUGUCCUUCCAUAACCUUGGAGCUCUCCUGGGUCGACUGUCUCCACGUUGCUCAGACCCUUACUUUGCAGUCCGCUUCACUGCCAUCGACUGUUUAUACAUAUUGCUUUCUAUUCAACUACGCUACGAAGGUUUCGCUCUCGACUAUAAAGAUGAUGCUGUGGAGGGUCUAUUGCUUCUUAAAAUCCAACUGGAAAACCCUGACCAUUCAAUUCUUUACAAGACCUGCUCUGAGCUCACCAAGGUGAUGAGUAAGCGUCUGCCUCAGCAGCAAAUGACCACAUUGGUGUUCAUGUUGUUUGAGGGGCUUGUUGACAGUCAGACAAACUGUUGCAGAGCUUCAGCGGUCAUCUUGAACACAUUGCUAAAGAACAGAGGUGGUGGACUACAAGAAAUGGUACCAGAGAUGCUGGAGGUUCUUCACGUUCAGCUACAGAGCAUCGCCGAGGAGCAGGUGAGAGUGGCAGUUGGUCAGACGGUACUAAUAAUGGCCUCUCAGCAUCUCCAGAUCGUUGUGAACACGUUGGUAGAGCAACCACUUCCAUAUGACAGCUGGACCAGUGAGAUGUGGAUGGCUCUGGGAGCAGACCCCAUUGUGGCCAGUCAAAUCAUAGAGAUGGUGAUGGAGAAACUUGCUGUCAUGGCGCCCUACGUGGACAAGAAAGAGUCCAUGAUCAGAGGAGGAACAACCAAAGUGGCUACGCAUAAGCCACUUGCUAUGACAUGUGGUCUUAAGGAUUUGUUAUUAAACGGCCAGUGUCAAGAGCCAGCGCUCAGCAAGUUUCCUCAGCUCUUUGCCUGUCUCAUUGUCCGAAUGGCAGGAAGUGUCGGCGUCUCGGCACCAAAGGAUAUCAACACCAAACGCACUGCCGCCAUCCACGUUGCAGGAGUUGCGGCUGAUGCAUUGAGAAUCCUGCUUGCAAGAGCUCAAUUAGAUGAGGUGUUAAAAAGACUGGAUGAGGAUAAAGCCUGGGAUGCAAUGAAGGAACAGAGCACACAUAACACUGGAGUAACGCUACUAGCAAGGGCGAUGGCAAAACAUGCUGGUCCCAGGUUGCCUGCUAUUGUUGAGUGUUUAUGCCCUUCCUUGAACAACAUCUAUGAGUGUCAGCGCAUCACCGUCACAGCUUUUUUCUCUGAGCUCUUGAACCAUCACGUGGCUACAGAGUUGAUGUUUAUUGACGUGUUAAUGAACAAUAUGAUGGAACGGAUAUCAGAUCCUUGCUGUACUGUCCGCAUGCUGGCCGUGCGGGGUCUUGGAAACAUAGCUGUCGGAUCACCUGAAAAGGUAAAUAAAUAUGCCAAAGAGCUACUGGCGGCCAUGAGUUCAGGCAUGGAGGAGAAAGACGACCCAGGCAAACUUAUUACACUUGAGGCCAUGUCAGGUUUGUCAAAGGUUCUUCUCUACCUGGACAAAAAUAAUGUCCACCUACUGGUGGUUUACAUCUUCAUGAAGAUCAAGCCAUUUUUAGAGAGUGAGAAUGAUGAGAUUCGAUGUGCUUCCAUUCAUCUCAUGGGAAAACUGUCCAAAUUUGGGUCUGGAGAGCCAGUGUUCAAGGACCAGAUCCACAACGUCCUGGUCAGCCUGCUUUUACACCUAGUUGAUCCAAACCCACAUGUGGUCAAGGCUUGCAAAUAUGCGAUGCGUGUAUGCGCUCCAAUGGUGGGCUCGGAGCAGAUCACAACCAUGUUUCAGAACCACCUCUAUGAGGACAAGAGCUUGCACUACGGCGAGUUCAUUAAUGAUCUCACCAAGUAUCUGAUCCAGGAUUUUCCUGGCAUGCUGAACUUCUACCACAUCUCCGUCCUGCAGUUCUUCAAGAGCAACUGGUCUGAAGUUCGAGCUGGAGCUGCCAUGUUUAUAGGCUUUCUAUUGGGGAACCUUCCAGAGGAGCAUUACUCUCAUCUCAACAUGGGCACCAUUACGAAGGGUCUUGUGAUGCUACUCCAAGAUCCUGACCCUGUAGUAAGAGUGAAGGCAGCAGAGGCCAUGGGACAUUUCCACUGACACAAACAUCCCUAUGUCAGUUAGGUCGUUGUGAUGUACACGCCGAUGUGAAUUAGUCUAAUAUUUUUAAAAUCAGUCGUGCUAUUAGUUGCUAUGUGUAUAUGUUGUAUAUUUUUUACGCAACUGCAGUCCUCAAGCAAUUAAAGGAGACUUACUGUUUUAAUGACCUCAUACAGAUAAAACUUGCACUUAAAUAUAUGUAGCCUUAUAAGUGUUUUGCCACUUCAUAGAAAUUAUUUUUUUUUUGUUUUGUUUUAGCAGCCAAAGAUUAGAGUUAGAGUAGAAAUUACAUACUGUAUACCUGUCACGAUAUAUUUCUUAUAUUAUGUUUAUAUUAAUAAAAAAAUGUAGUUUCUUUAAAUAUUGUACGGAUGACUCAAAUUUUCAAACACAAAAUUGUACUUUAUAUUGGCCUGGGUGCUGGGUCUUUAUUUUAAAUAAUUUAUAUUUUGCUAACAAUUAUGGAAUUCACUUAACUUUCAUUUUUAUUUGUUAUUUUGGUCUCUCCUGGUUUUGUAGUAGCUUCAGCUUACCAAUAUCCCAGUUACGGCUAAAGGACUAAUAGUAUAAAUGUGUCAACUCGACUGAUGUGGACCAUAAGUUUAGCUUUAUUUUUUCAGGUACAGGCCACAUGAACAAACAGCAGCAGCCAGUCAUAAUUGAUCCUGCAGUGCAAUAAUAUGGCCCAAUUUGUAUUCCGAUCUGUGUUAGGAGAAGCCUGUUUCUAUUUGUGCCAAAAUGUCUUAUAGAGCAUAUUCGCACUUUUUUCUAUGUAACAAAGUUAUUUUUUUUUCUUUCCCCCUCUAUGUCAUUGUUUGCAAUUUUUUUUUUUUUUUUUUUUAAUGCCCCCGAGCCCCCUUCCAUGUCAUUGUUCACAAUUUAAAUGUAUGUCAGUCUUGUAUCUGAUGAAAUGGCAGUUGGGGGUUCAGUAGAGAAAUAAAUAUUUUUUUAUAUUUUUGGAGCACUUUAAAAUAUGCAGUUUUACCUUUAAUAACAAUAAACAAACAAGGUAAAAAUAUGUUGUUGUUUUAACAUUCCAUCAAGCCCAUCCAUCACUUAUGUUAGGCCCUCCACAGUGUAUUAAGUACUGGUAAAUGUAAGCAGCUGUUCCUGGAUUCAGGGUCAGACAAUUUUUGUGUAAAUGGGAAAUCAAAUUACUCUGUAUUGUUUGGAAACAAUUAAUAAAUGAAAGUAUAAUUAUAUGACUUUUCAUAUUUACUAUA
This is a messenger RNA of Corythoichthys intestinalis (scribbled pipefish), 6345 nucleotides long. It is a transcript of the gene mroh1, whose product is annotated as maestro heat-like repeat family member 1. NCBI's taxonomy places the organism in Eukaryota, Metazoa, Chordata, Actinopteri, Syngnathiformes, Syngnathidae. The coding region runs from base 209 to 5122 and encodes 1637 amino acids. Gene Ontology annotation, cellular component: cytoplasm. The record is from RefSeq and is a predicted model, not a curated record. The transcript has 45 exons.